GGGUUGAGCGCCCUGGCACACCAUUCCAUAUGACUUAUGGUACGGAGUUAUGGGCGAUGACCAAAUCGUUGCCUUUCGGCAGGUAUCUGACAUACAUUCUAUUGGCUAUAGACCACGUUAAUGGAUUCCGUGUAGACAAUGUACCUGGCGGCAUCCAGAGGAGAUUCGGUGUCCUAAGGAGUGACCACAUCGACGAGAUGAUGUUUGAAUGUGGGAUAUACAAUGAAAAUCUACGAUUUCCUCGCAAUGUGGACUCCGUUUUGAAUCCUCAUGCGCCACGUGAUCCUGCUGCUCAGGCUAGAUUGGAGCAGAUGAGUUUGGAGUUGACCAAGGACCAGUUAGCGAAGUACAAGCAGCGUAAGGAAUAUCUUCGCAUAAAUCUACCUAUAUCUGGUGAAGUUUCUAGGCCUAAGGGUGGUUAUUUACAGGACAUAUACUGUAUCCUUGAGGAGCACAACCGUGAACUGCUUGAGAAUGAACUCUACAAGAAAGGUAGCUCGGGUUCCGGGCAGAUGGACAUUGACAAGCUUAGGAAGCUAGUGCUUCCUACUCAGUUGUAUCGCAUUUUUGAUAACCCUGAGGUUAUCAAACGCUGGCGUUUGUUUGCAAACGCUGUGAAAUCAACAUCACCAUUGGUCCCUGGCCACGUUUCUACGGUUACACUCUCAGAGACACAUCGCAAGCUACUUGUAGAGGAAAUACGUAAGAACAACGUAUUUGGCAUUGCAAUUGCCUUUAUACACCCUCCAGAGAACCCUGAGAGCGAGGUGGAAAUAUCUCAACACGCUUCCAUGUGUGAGUUCGUUGACAUCACUGACCUUGACACCAGUGGGUCGAUAGUAGUAAGGGCUGUUCAAAGGUUGAACAUUCUGAAGAUGCACGAUUCCGAUGACCCAGUUGUGCUCGCUGACGUAUCGCUACUGGAAGAUGACCAUCUUCCUUUCAAGAACGCUGUUGUUACGCACGAAAACGCAAGAACAGUGGGCAAGCUUUACGACCGCUGUAACAUGGAUGAAGCCUACCUCAGCAAACUAUCUGGUCGCAAGGCAGACUUUGAGUUAAUAAGUGCGCGUGAGAAAUUCCAGGACAAAUUGGAGCACAUGAUUCGGGAUGUGCCUGUGGACGGGAAGCACGAGUACCGCAUAAUGGAGCUGACUAGUUUCAUUGCUUUGGAAUUCCACGCUGACGUUGAGACACGUAUGUGGGCUGCCAAUAUUCGUGACACUGAAGAACGGCUUGCGUGUGCUAACACGGUAUUACAUGAGAAAUCAUCAUAUUUAAAGCGGAAGAUAGCUGAGAUGUCAGGUCCUCCUAAACCUCUGACUACCUCUGAUUUGCUAGAUGGCUGAUCUAUUCAUCGUGAAAUGCAAAUACCUGCAUAAAACAAUGAAAACGUGC
Babesia bovis T2Bo is the source of this 1398-nucleotide messenger RNA. Its product is annotated as ATP-dependent protease La (LON) domain family protein. The transcript is spliced from 5 exons. The record is from RefSeq and is a predicted model, not a curated record. Lineage: Eukaryota; Apicomplexa; Aconoidasida; Piroplasmida; Babesiidae. Bases 30 to 1349 code for a protein of 439 amino acids.